AUGGGAAAGGUACAAGAAGAUGCUCAGAGAUUGUCCCAUCAUUGUCAGACGGACGAGGUAUUGGGCCACACUUUUGUAGAUGGGUUAGAUGAUGCAUCAAAGAUGAAUCUUGAUUCAGCUUGUGGGGGUAAUUGCAUGGCCCGACCGUACAGUGAAAUCCAACUCUUGCUGAAUACCUUCACGGCUAAUGAUAAUAACUGGCAAGGUGAGGGUGACUCACGACGGGCAAUUAAGCAAAAAGCAGCUGGAUUACUUGAGCUCGACGACUUGUCAGCCAUGAGAGCCGAUAUUGCAAAGCUGGCCAAUCAGAUGAAUAGGAUGACAAUGCAGCAACCACAAACAAUGCAACCUGUGCACCAAAUGGCUAUUUGCUGCAAAUUAUAUGGUGACAAUCAUAUGAGUGACAUGUGCCCCACAAAUCCAGAAUCCAUCUAUUAUAAACAGAAUCAGCAUAGACCCCAGGGGGGUUUCAAUCAACCUCAAAGACCACCCCAACAAAUGGAAGAAAGCACCAAUGAUUUGUUAAAGAAGUUGUUGAUUGAUAAUCAGCAGCUUAGGACCGAUUUCAGAAACCUUGAGAGGCAGAUGGGGCAGUUAGCAACCAAUCAAAACACUAGACCUGCAGGCGCUCUCCCAAGUGAUACAGAGAAGAACCCUCAAGUGAAUGUUGUUACACUUAGAAACGGGAGGGAGCUAGAGGAAGUGCCAAAGAAGAGGAAAGAUAUGCCCAUACCUGAGGGGGAGUUGAUCCCUAAAGUAACACAAGAGCCAAAGAAUGCUGCUGAAAUUCCAGAGCCAGUUCAAUUGAAUAUUCCACUUGUUGAUGUGCUCCGUGAAAUUCCAAAAUAUGCCAAGUACAUAAAGGAUAUAGUGGCUCACAAGAGAAGAUUGACUGAAUAUGAGACAGUUGCACUUACUGAGGAGUGCACUUCGAGGGUCCAAAAUAAGCUUCCUCAAAAGCUUAAGGAUCCUGGCAGCUUCACCAUCCCUGUGCGAAUUGGUAAUAUUGAUCUGGCUGAUAGAUCUAUAGUACACCCCGAGGGGGUGAUUGAAGACGUACUACUACAAAUUGGAAAAUUUAUCUUCCCAGCUGACUUCAUUAUCCUGGAUUAUGAGGCUGACGAACUGGUCCCAAUCAUAUUGGGGCGACCACUCUUGGCUACUGGUGAUGCAAUUAUCAAAGUGAGAGAAGGAAAAAUGAUCUUGAGGUUAGAUGACGAGGAAGCAAUCUUUAAUGUGUACAAAGCAAUCCAACUCCCCCGCCACUAUGAGGAGGUCUCAAUGAUAUCUGUUUUUGAGGCUGAUGAGCAAAUUCUUGACACAAGUGUAUAUCUAGACGACUCUCUAGAGAAAGCACUUAUGUUGUUUGAUAGCUUGGGGAGUGAUGAUGAGGUUGAGGAGAUGAUGCAAAUCUUAGAUACAUCUUGUGCGUACAUGCAAGGGGUACACCCCUUUGAGCCUUUGAACAGGCCAGAAGGGCCGCCCCCAAAGUCGUCCAUUGAGGAAGCCCCAAAAUUGGAGCUUAAACCUCUCCCACCUCACCUUCAAUAUGCUUAUUUGGGUGAAUCUGACACUUACCUGUGA
Nicotiana attenuata is the source of this 1584-nucleotide messenger RNA. RefSeq lists its product as uncharacterized. Lineage: Eukaryota; Viridiplantae; Streptophyta; Magnoliopsida; Solanales; Solanaceae. The record is from RefSeq and is a predicted model, not a curated record. The transcript has 4 exons. The coding region runs from base 1 to 1584 and encodes 527 amino acids.